AUGCUGGAGCUACACGUAUGGGGCCCAGUCUUUGGGGUCCCCUCUAUUGACGCCGAAUGCAUCGCUGCCAUCACAUAUCUCCACAACGCCGUCAGGGAUGAUAUUGAAUUCCGCAUCGUUCCAAGCAACAACGUCUCCGUGAGUCCAUCAGGCCUGCUCCCCGCCUUGAACCACGAUGGGGUCUGGACGAGCGGCUACCCCGCGAUCGUGAGGUACCUCUACUCAAAGUCACUCGCCGACGACCUCGACGGCAGCCUGGACGCCGCCCACCGCGCCGACGUCGUCGCAUUUAGCGCCUACCUCGGCGUCCACGCCUCGGCCCUGCUCGACCUCUCCCUCUACGUCUCGGCCGCCAACUGGUCCGCCGCAACGCGGCCCGCGUACUCGGCGCUGCUCCGGUUCCCGCUGACGUGGACCGUGCCGACGCUGAUCCGCGCUGACGCCAUCCAGCGCGUCGAGCACCUUGGGCUGGCGGAGCUCGACACCGACUUUGACCCCCACGGCGGCUUGCAUCUCACGGCGGGUAGGGACGCCUUGCCGGAGGCGUUCCGCAAGCAUCUUCCCGGAACGUCCAAGCACAAGAACACCGUCAAGGAGGAGAUGACGCCCGAGCAGUCGGUCGCCAUCCGGCUCUUUAGCUUAACCGAGAGUUGCUUGGGAACUUUGGAGGAUCUUCUCUCAAAAGCGGACAGGUCGCCUCGUUUCUUCCCAAAGCACGGCACAAAGCGCGGCUUGACGUCGCUGGACUGCCUGGCUUUUGGCUACCUUGCUCUGAUGCUGAAGGCUCCCGUGCCACGCGCGUUCCUAAAGGACUGGGUAGCAGAACAUGCUCCCUGCCUCACGUUGUUUGUCGAUGAUGUGCUGGCCAACGCUACCCCAGCAACAGACAGCAUCGUCUGGGCCGCUCCGCCUCGGCGUGGCUAUCUUUCUGCCACGGGCAGGGUGCUCGACUCCGUUGUCAGACAUAUGCCGGUCUUUGGCGAGCACUACGCUGGCGAGGUGCGCCGCCGUUGCGAGGGCAAGAUGGUCGGCAUUGACCGCCGGAGCGCGUCGCUAACAGCAGCACUGCUCUUCGCCGGCGCUGGGUUUGGCUACGCAACUUACUGGUACCGCAGCCUUGAGCCGUUCGGCGCCCGGUCGCAGACUUGGCGUUCCCAUAGACCCGGCAACUCGCGCCUUAGUCAGUUUGGCGAGCUUGGCUCCAUGCUUGAUAGCGUCCUCGGUCCUGUCAAGCCUGUUGCAAGUCCUAUUGCCGGGGCGGCUGGAAUCGAUGGGCGCAUUGUGGACCUAGAUUCCGAGAUUGAUUGA
This is a messenger RNA of Cordyceps fumosorosea ARSEF 2679, 1308 nucleotides long. RefSeq names its product mitochondrial import receptor subunit. The record is from RefSeq and is a predicted model, not a curated record. Bases 1 to 1308 code for a protein of 435 amino acids. NCBI's taxonomy places the organism in Eukaryota, Fungi, Ascomycota, Sordariomycetes, Hypocreales, Cordycipitaceae. The transcript has 2 exons. Gene Ontology annotation, cellular component: SAM complex. Gene Ontology annotation, biological process: mitochondrion organization.